GAGGACAUCAUAUGACGUCCUCCCAUUCUCACUGCGCAUGCGCGGCUCAGGGAGCGCGCAGCGCGGCAAUCGGCGGUGCGCUGUCCCUCGGACACAGCGGAUCACUGAUCACGGAAAGAGCUGAAGAUGUCGGCUCGGUCACGUGAUCAGCUGUGUCCAAUCACAGCUGAUCCCAUCUGUCACGCUGUGUGCCCUGAUGAUCAGUGUAGCCCCAGCAAUGCCACCUGUCAGUGUCCAUCAGUGCCUUGUGUCAGUGCUCAUCAGUGCCACAUCAAUGCCGCAUAUCAGUGCCUACCAGUGCACAUCAAUGCCACAUAUCAGUGCCCAUCUGAGCUGCCUUUUAGUGUCACCCAUCAGUGCCAGUCAGUGCCACCUAUCAAUGCCAAUCAGUGCCACCUAUCAGUGCUGCCAAUCAGUGCAACCUAUCAGUGCCGGUCAGUGCCGCCUAUCAGUGCCAGUCAGUGCCGCCUAACAGUGCCAGUUAGUGCCGCCUAUCAGUGCCAUGUAUCAGUGCUGCCUUUCAGUGCCCAUCAGUGAUGCCUGUCCAUGCCCAUCAGUG
Staurois parvus is the source of this 559-nucleotide messenger RNA. The record is from the annotation of a GenBank genome assembly. Lineage: Eukaryota; Metazoa; Chordata; Amphibia; Anura; Ranidae.